AUGGACACCAUAGAGGACGAUUUCGUUCUCAUCUCCCACUCAGACACCCACCCCACCAUAUCUUCCUCGUCAUCCUCACCACUGCCGCCUCCCUUCCUCGACGAAAUCUCCUCCAUCGUCGCAGACCUCGCCGACUCACUAUGGCCCGUGAACAAAAAGAUACACGAUAAUCCAGAACUCGGCUUCCGCGAGUUCAUCGCCCACGACACCCUCGUCGCCUUCAUGCGCACCCAGCCGGGAUGGAAAGUCACCCCCUCGGCCUACGGCAUGAAGACGGCCUGGGUGGCCAUCUGGGACAGCGGGAGAAAGGGACCGGUCGUGUCUUUCAACGCUGAGAUGGACUGCCUCCCAGGAAUCGGCCACGCCUGCGGCCACAACCUAAUAGCAACAGCCUCCCUCACAGGCGCCCUCGUAACAGCAACCCUCCUCUCCCGCCACGCCCUCCCCGGCAGCGUCCUCCUCUACGGCACCCCCGCAGAAGAAGGCGGCGGCGGCAAAAUCCGCCUCCUCCAAGCCGGCGCCUACGCCUCCGCCGCCCCGGGAGGCCACCCAGCCGACCUCAACCUCAUCUCCCACCCGGGCAUCGUCCCCGCCACCGCGCUGAUGCGCACCUCGGCCUUCGCCUCCCUCACCGCAGAGUUCUUCGGCCGCGAGGCCCACGCCGCGGCGAACCCCUGGCUCGGCAUCAACGCCCUCGACGCCCUCGUCGUCGCCUACACGUCCCUCGCCGUCCUCCGCCAGCAGACCCGCCCCGGCGACGUCAUCCAGUGCAACAUUUCCCACGGCGGCGUCCGCCCCAACAUUAUCCACGCCUACGCCGCGGGCCACUUUGUCGUGCGCGCCAACACCCAGCCCCGCCUCGCCGAGCUCCUGCGCAAGGUCGAGAAAUGCUUCGUGGCCGGCGCCGAAGCCACGGGGGCGACCUACAAAGUGACGCAUACGGGCGCGUACAUGGAUCACGUGCCCAACCGGGUCCUGGGUCGUUCGUACACGCGGUAUUUCAACGCGUUGCUUGUCCCCGGCGGCGAAGGAGGCGAGGACGAAGACGGAAGCAUCCCGACGGACGAGGAUGUCGAUGAGAUUCGGGGACGGACGAUGGCGAGUACGGAUCAGGGGGACGUCAGCUACGCGAUGCCGAGUCUCAGCGUCGGGUUCGCGAUUCCGGCGGGCAAGGGCGGGCAAGGGCCGCAUAACCCCGAGUUUGCGGAGGCGGCGGGGACGAGGGUCGCGUUCGAGAGGAGUUUGCGGGUUGGAAAGGGGCUGGCGGGUGUUGCGAUUGAUGUGUUUACAAAAAAGGGCAUGUUGGAGGAGGUAAAGGCGGCUUGGAAGAAGGAUAUGGGUAGAUGA
Molecule: messenger RNA, 1347 nt
Organism: Colletotrichum orchidophilum
Lineage: Eukaryota; Fungi; Ascomycota; Sordariomycetes; Glomerellales; Glomerellaceae
Product: amidohydrolase
Exons: 2
Coding region: 1-1347 (448 amino acids)
Molecular function (GO): dipeptidase activity
Source: RefSeq, a predicted model, not a curated record